Messenger RNA from Aegilops tauschii subsp. strangulata, 769 nucleotides. RefSeq names its product putative ripening-related protein 5. Lineage: Eukaryota; Viridiplantae; Streptophyta; Magnoliopsida; Poales; Poaceae. The record is from RefSeq and is a predicted model, not a curated record.
UACCCGCAGUACCACUGCUCGCCGCCGGUCACCGCGACCACCAAGGCCGUCUUGACGCUCAACAGCUUUGAGAAGGGCAAGGACGGCGGCGGUCCGUCGGAGUGUGACAACGCCUACCAUAGCGACAAGGAGAUGGUAGUCGCGCUCUCCACCGGCUGGUUCAAGAACAUGGCCCGUUGCGGGCACCGAAUCAAGAUCACCGCCAAUGGCAAGUCCGUGUAUGCCAAGGUGGUGGACGAGUGCGACUCCGUCUAUGGCUGCGACGAAGACCACAACUACGAGCCCCCGUGUGCCGACAACAUCGUCGACGCGUCUCCUGCGGUGUGGAAUGCCUUGGGGCUUGACCAGAAUGUCGGCAUGGAGGGAAUCACCUGGUCUGAUGAGUGAGUUUCUAAAACAAAGGUGAGCGCAGGUUAUUGGUACCUCUUGUCGGUCCAGUGUCAUGUAUAUAAUUUUCGUUCUUAUAGGGAAGUCCAGUGUACACAUAUCCUAUACUCGGGAGGCUUAUCAGAUUAUGUAUAUGAUUUCAUGAAUUUAGAGAAGAAACGGUGCUACCUAUGGUUUAGCACGGAUGACAAGUUCACGUUUGCUCUUUGAUCAUGCAUAAAAUAAAUAAUGAGCAGCGUGGUGCAUAAAGAAUGUGAAACACACGAGAGAGACACCUGAGAAAGCCACACACUCAUUUUCAAGGGUAGCUAAACAAGUAUAACAAAACAGUAACAAACUACAUCAUUCACAUUUGCACUGAGAGUCCAGGGAAGAGUUAAAA